AUGUUCGAAGUAUUCAGAAUCCUGUCCGUGUACGCCGUUCUCGUCCGUCAGCUGGAUGGCAAAUCCCUCGGCUCGAAAUUAGGCGUGAACCUUGUUUGGGCACAGGCUCUGGCUAAAAGAACUCGCUGGUCCACUGCCGUGGAAAGCGUGGCUGCUAUCGCGAACAGCUAUCCUAUCUCGCAGGGGUCUGAAACCGCCGGACCCUUUUCGGGCAAUAUCCAGCUGCGGCAUAAUUUCGGAAGCAAACCAGAGGGAAGAAGUAGCGUACAAUUCAAUGCAACCGGCCAAUUGAGACGAGAUGACCACAAUUUCGGUUCAAAGAAGCGAGCUGGCCUGAAAGCAGACGGUCCCCGAAGCGGACGUCGUGGACCAUAA
Messenger RNA from Aspergillus affinis, 375 nucleotides. RefSeq lists its product as uncharacterized. Lineage: Eukaryota; Fungi; Ascomycota; Eurotiomycetes; Eurotiales; Aspergillaceae. The transcript is spliced from 2 exons. The record is from RefSeq and is a predicted model, not a curated record. Bases 1 to 375 code for a protein of 124 amino acids.